Tuber melanosporum (Perigord truffle) is the source of this 2096-nucleotide messenger RNA. RefSeq lists its product as uncharacterized. The transcript is spliced from 2 exons. The coding region runs from base 1 to 1530 and encodes 509 amino acids. The record is from RefSeq and is a predicted model, not a curated record. Gene Ontology annotation, biological process: positive regulation of ribosomal protein gene transcription by RNA polymerase II. Gene Ontology annotation, molecular function: RNA polymerase II cis-regulatory region sequence-specific DNA binding; DNA-binding transcription factor activity, RNA polymerase II-specific. NCBI's taxonomy places the organism in Eukaryota, Fungi, Ascomycota, Pezizomycetes, Pezizales, Tuberaceae.
AUGUCUUCGUCUGGACAGCACCCUCACGGGCACUACCAUCACACCCACAAUAACCAUAUACCCCCCCACCACCUCCAGGCACAGCAACACCAGCAACAACUCCUCCACAGAAACAACGCGCCAAACAACAGCUCCUCCCCCGCCAUGCCAUUCCUGCCAACGGCACCGUCGGCGCCAUCCUCGUCCUCCUCGUCGCCUGCUGCAGCGGGAGAAGAUAUCGAGCGACCCCAGAAACGCCAGAGGACUUCGGCAUCGUCGAAUCUUUCGCUAACCCCUAGAUUACCCCCUCCCGUUAAUGUUGCUCCUCCUCCGCCGCCGCUCUCGCUGCACAGUAGGGUUAAGGAGCAGCAGCCUCAACAGCUGACUCUUCAACAGCAGCAGCAGCAACAACAACAACCCCCACCACCGGCGGCUAGUAGUUCGAGCGUACCAUUCAUGAGGGUUCAAGAACAGGGCUCAUCAGAAACAUUUGCCCUACCGUUAGCAGCGGUGCAAAAUUGGGAUACAUUAGUGACCCUCCUCCGAGACCUGUUCUCUAAACCCCCGCAUAGCACGCCAAAACUCAAAACGCACCGCGGCGACACAAUCAUAAAACCGUUAAUAAAACAUUUCUUGAAAGACAACGUUCACUUGAUCGUCACGUUUGACGACACCCCAACGCCUCCGAACUCCCAAAGCUCGGUGGCGAACGGCCUCGGCGGGUUCAACGGCAUCAAUGGGAACAGCAAUGGAGCCCCCCCAACCCUCAACACGGCAAGCUCAAACAUGAGCAACCACAGCCCAACCUUCAGCAGCCUAAACCCAAACAGCCAGAACCCGCCGACACCUUACAGUCCCCCAAUCCACCACCAUCACCACCACCACCACAAUCAAUCCUCCUCAACCUCAAACGCAAGCAACGCCAGCGAGUCACCACUGCAGGCCAUCGCGGCCCUCUCCUUCCCCCCACAACAACAAUCCUCCCAACCCCAACAACCCCAGCCCUCACAAUCCCAAUCCCAACCGCAACCGCAGCCCUCCCAAUCUCAAUCCCAACAGCAACAACAACCCCAGCCCCCACAACUAACCACAUCCACCUCCAAUACCUCCACCACAUCCCUCCCGCCCGGCGCCGGCGGCGGCUCCAUCCCGGUGUACAAGAUGUCUCGGACACUCUCCACCGUCGCGGGCCUCUGGCAGGAAUGGGGAACGGGCAUCAAUGGCUCACCCUCGGUCGAGUCGCUGGAGACCAGGUACGGACCCAAGUGGCGCACCAGCCAGGCAGAGCGCAAGUUUUAUUCCAGGCGGAAGGUCAUCAUCGAAGAGAUCACGAAGCGCAUCGCAGCCGGCAUGGAUGCGUGUAGGGCCGUGGAUGAGGUGGAAGCCAUGCGCGGCGCAAAGAGUCUGGAUGGGCUGAGUAAGAUGAUCGUCGAGAGGAGGAAGGGAGGGAAGAGGAGGAGUGGUGUUGGUGGGGGGCCGGGAGGUGGGGGUGGGGGUGGGAAUAGUCAGGGUCAGGAGGAGGACGGGGACGAGGAUGAUGGCGGUUGGUAGCUAGUUUUUCUCUCUUUUUCUUUUCUUUUCUUUCGGGGAUUUAUACAUUUCUUACUUUUGCGCUUUACUUUACUACUUUGGCUGGAUGGAUGUGUGUUAUCACUCCUCUCUCCUCUCCUUCUCUUCACCUCCGUUUACAUAACCAUACAUCCCCCUCACCCUCCGAUCAUAUACCCAACCGACCAACAAAACAUCACAACCGCAAGGACAAUCUCCACCUUCCCGAAUCGGGGGGCGGGUAGCGGGAGGACGGGAAAGUCUUUUUUCCUCCUAGCAAAUCUAAAUCCAUUCUCCUUCAGCGUGCGUUCCUUCUCGACUCGGGGGCCCCCUUCAUACUAAAUUUCUUUGUUUCUUUUCGUUUACACGACUACACUUCCAUUUUUUCUUUUCCAUUUUUUUCCCCUUUGUUUCCUUCAUUUCUCUUGCAUGCGCGUUGGCCCACCUCGAUUUCUAUCCUUCCUAUUUCUUCCUUCCCACUUUCUUUUUCGCUUUGGUUCGGAUAUGCGGUUUUAUGGGCGGACGGAUUGCAGCAGGGCAGGAUUGUUGUGUAGCCUUCAACGAAUUUG